AUGGUUUCUCUGCGACAGCUUAGCACUCGCCGGGCAUCCGAAGAAAUGCAUGAGAAAGACGCUGCCGUGAUGCAUCUUGAGGACCAACCGCAUUCUGCGAUCUCUCCCGAGGACCGAGAAUUUCUGAACAAUUUCACGCACGAAGCAAAGCUCAAGGUAUUGAAGAAGGUAAUUCCCACAAAUGAUGGCCAUCAAUUGCCCGCGACUGAACGAAUUCGCUAA
Penicillium waksmanii is the source of this 222-nucleotide messenger RNA. RefSeq lists its product as uncharacterized. NCBI's taxonomy places the organism in Eukaryota, Fungi, Ascomycota, Eurotiomycetes, Eurotiales, Aspergillaceae. Bases 1 to 222 code for a protein of 73 amino acids. The record is from RefSeq and is a predicted model, not a curated record. The transcript has a single exon.